AGGAGAGCAGGAGCUAAAAUGAAAAAAAAAAUCGGAAAAUCGUUAUGCGACUACUGCUAUAAACCACCACAAAAUCGCGGUCGUCUGUUGUUGCCGGGAACCUCACACUCGCGCAUCGCAGCGAAUCGGACUCGGAAUCCUCGGCUCUGACACGGCAGCCGCAUUAUAAAUUUUUUGCGAUCUGCAGAAUCUAAGGAAUAAAAAUGGAUCCAUCGAAUCUGCCAUUCGGCUUUCCCGGGCUGCCAAACCACGGACACAUGCCAAUACCCCCGACGGCCAACAUGCUGGGUGGAGGACAUCCUGCGCCGACCGCCAGCCCACCCCAGAGCGUGCCCGGACGCCGCACUCCGUUGGGUUCCGUGGGUCUGGGGGGCUUUUACGCCCAGGGAAUGGGCAUGUCGCAGCAGAGCCUAGCACCAACGGAUGAGAACAAACCCGGACCGAGUGGACCGGACAAGCCGUUGAGUCCGACUGCGGCAGCGAUUGCUGCCAUCAGCGGCGGCACCACCACAGUGGCCCUGUCGAGUGGUUCGAGCGGCGGGCCCGGAGGCAGUGGCUCGAACGGGGGCAAGCAGAAGAACCGUCAAGGGAAAACCGUGCGAUUGAAUAUAAAUGCCAGGGAGCGCAGACGGAUGCACGAUCUGAACGAUGCCCUGGACGAGCUGAGGAGUGUCAUUCCCUACGCCCACUCGCCGUCGGUGCGGAAGCUCUCGAAGAUCGCCACCUUGCUGCUGGCCAAGAACUACAUUCUCAUGCAGCAGAAUGCCCUCGAGGAGCUGCGAAGACUUCUGGCGUACAUACAGACCACUACCGGAUCCGCUCCCCUGGAUUUGGGCGCCUUCCCGGCUGCCGCCAAGUUGCAGGCCCUGCUCCAGGGACCCCACCACGAGCCGCCCACCAGCAGCAGCAGUUAAACGUGUAUUUCCCGUCUACGAGUAUAUGUUCUUCUGAUAAGCAAUCGAUAAACAAGCAAUUUUUUAAGUCAAUUCGAAAAAGCCAAACAAAUAAUACUAGUCAGACGAAACGGAGGUUGAGAAGAUUCCUGUCCAGAGCAGCCCAGUGAGAAUCUGUUGAGUGAUAUUUAUUUCUUUAAUAAGCAAUUCUUUUGUGCGCAUUUUUAUGAUGUCAGUGUACGAUUAUACGAGUAUGAGUAUGUAUGCAUAAGAUGAACAUUACCAAAUAAAGUAUUACGUAUUUCAUGAUAA
Molecule: messenger RNA, 1205 nt
Organism: Drosophila miranda
Lineage: Eukaryota; Metazoa; Arthropoda; Insecta; Diptera; Drosophilidae
Gene: Oli
Product: class E basic helix-loop-helix protein 22
Exons: 3
Coding region: 204-914 (236 amino acids)
Molecular function (GO): protein dimerization activity
Source: RefSeq, a predicted model, not a curated record